AACCCGGGUCCCUGGCACUGUGAGGCAGCAGUGCUAACCACUGAGAAUAGAUUGGCGACCAGAACAGGUGGAUGUGUAGAAGAUGCAAUUUAAUACAGAGAUGAAUAAGGUGAUACAUUUUGGCGAAAUGAAUAGGAAAAACAGGCAUAGACUUGCAGGGUGAGAAGGGUCUACAGGAACUGGAGGGGACAAUUUUUUGCAUUGAUCUUGGACAAUAGCAGGCCAUACUGAGACAGCAGUGAGAAAAGCAUAUGGGAACUUGCAUUUCAGAAAUCAAAGUGUUGAGCACAAAAGCAGGGUUAUGCUGGACAGAUAUAAAGCUCUGGAAUAUUGCAUCUCAUUCUUGUCACCAUCAAUCUUUCCUCGAAGCUAUGAUUCUGGAAGUCACCACCCCCACAUAGGCUUCGGGAGGCCUGUGCAGCCAAUAAGAAAAUUAGAGGGAAUGCUGAUCUUCGAAAGUGUGCAGAGGUGUUUGACCAGAAUGGUUCCAAGGGUGAGUGGUUUUAGAUAAAAGGUGAAGUGUAGAAGCUCAGGUCCUGAUCUUUGGAAGUGAGUAAGUGGAGAGAAGAUUUAAUAGAAGUGGUGAUGGGUUUGAUCAGCUGUAAAAAGUUGUUACCAUAAGCUGAUGACAAAGGAUUGAAGGACAGGUUGAAAGUUUUGGGCAAGGGCAGAAACGUAAGGAAAGAAGUAUUUAUUCAGUGCAUGCUCAUUGACUGGAACUCAUUGCCCAUGACAGUGCUGGAAGCAGAGAUGAUGAAUGAUUUCAAAAGCAAAUGAUGGAGACUUGACAGAAAUAGACUUACACAUCUCUGAAAAUAAAAAUUUCCCGAAACCUUGGAAUUCAAAAAAUAUGUCCAGCGUCCCACCUCCACUGCCGGCCCGACCCAACAAACCCAAUCACCAAACGUCAUGUGUGAAUGAAUUUGACAGUGGAUCUGAGAAUGAGGAAACCUAUGAACCACCUCCAAGUGAACGACCCCUGAGAGCUGUUACUACAAUUGAACCGACCAAUAAUUACUACAUAGAAAGACAAACCAAGCCUUCAGCAUCCUCACCCAAACCAGGAAUGAGACAACCUGUAUAUCUCCCAAAGGUCCAGAACAUGAAAUCAGAAAGUGAUCCUGCCAGGAUGCAUGAUCUAUGUGUCGCUCACACCACUCACAAAGGUCCUGCAAUGAACAAACCUGUUGAAGAUAUUCCCCCAGUUCUUCCUCCACGUACCCACAGACAAACUCAAUUGGAUUUGGAGGAUAUCACUGAUGGUGAAUACUUGGAGUUUGACUGCAAAGAGAGCAAUGGAAAUAAAAGUUUACCAGAGCCAAGAUUGCAACCAUCAAUUCCUCCACGUGGUGCAAAUUUACCAACUUCAGUGACAAAGCCUCCUGUUCCACUUGGGAAACCACUUCCUCACAAAACUGUACCCUCAUCAGAAGAAAUGCCAAUUCCACCAGCAACUGCCAGAAGAAUUUCCGUCAAUCAAACUCAACUCAAUAUAUUUAUACCAACUCCAUUCACCCAGAGUGUUCCCUCUCCAAACCUGCAGGAAGAAUCCACUGGGAAAACAAGCAUUGGAAUGAUAUCUUCACCGAAUAUGUUUGCAGAGACAACCAAUUUAUCAAGCAAAUCUUGGUUUGCAAGCAAAUGUGAUCGGAAGACAGCAGAAGCUGCGUUAUAUGAAAAUGGCAAGGAUGGGGCUUUCCUCGUGAGGCCUAGUUCAGGAUGUGACAAGAACCAGCCUUACACUCUGGCAGUGUUAUGCGGAAGAAAAGUUUACAACAUUCCCAUUCGCCUCAAUGAAUACGGGAAGCAAUGCGUCCUUGGAAAGGAGAAAGCAGGAGAGCAGUGGUUUAACAGUAUUGGAGAAAUGAUUGAUUACUAUCAAGGGAAUUCACUGAUCCUGAUUGACAGGCAGAACAACACAAAGAACUCAGCUUUGUUACUUCACCCUGUACAAUUGUGAGCUACCAGCAACCUUGCCAAAGUGAACUUGGAUUUGGCUAAUUUCGAAUUACCAAUUCAGUUCUGCAGGAACAAUGGAUCACAGAAUUUCCAACAAUCAAUCAUGCAAGAGAAGAAGGCCUUACCCUGUAGAAAAUCAAGCCUCGGGACCAACAGUCAUAGAGAUGUACAACACAAAAACAACCUCUUCAGUCCAACUCGCCAUGCCGACCACAUAUCCUAAAU
Molecule: messenger RNA, 2184 nt
Organism: Chiloscyllium plagiosum (whitespotted bambooshark)
Lineage: Eukaryota; Metazoa; Chordata; Chondrichthyes; Orectolobiformes; Hemiscylliidae
Product: B-cell linker protein-like
Biological process (GO): cell surface receptor protein tyrosine kinase signaling pathway; intracellular signal transduction
Source: RefSeq, a predicted model, not a curated record